ACUAUCAAUUCCACCACAUAUAUAAAUAGCAGAAGUUAUCCAGUCAAAGAGAGAUUGAAUACCACAGACCAUACUAACCGAGUCCCGACACUGCCCCCCUCAUCCCAUCUACCGGGGUCUCUCUUUCCUCCGUAAUAAAACCAUCCCUCCUCCCAUCUCACCAUCUAAUCUGCCCCUCCUGUUUUCUCUCUCUGGCCUCUUUUUCUCCGCUUCCCUUCUUGGCCUGCAUACACCUACCCAUCUACCCACCCUCCUACAUCCUUCGAUACACACACAACGGAGCACCAAAACAUCCUUAUCGUCGUUCCCAUUAUCAGUAUGUCAGGCUCCUACAAUAACAACAACUACUACCCUCCCUACGGAGGCGCUCCCCCGCAGCCCGGCUCCGGCCAGGACUACUACGGUGGAGGCCACCCUCAACCCGGAUACGGUGCUCCCCCGGCCCAUGAUCCGUACGGACAUCACCAACAACAACCUCAAGGAGGUCACUAUCCGCCCUCGCCCUACGACCAGCACUCCAACCCCCAGUACUCGGGAGCGCCCCCGCCGCAGUACUCCUACGGCGGUUCUCCCGCCCCGCAUCAGGGCGGCUACCCCGGACAGGGCUAUCCCCAGGAUCGCGGUGCCGGCCACUCGCCGUACCCCCCGCCGAUCAACAUGGCGGCGCCGCCUCGGCCCGUCGGACCCGAGGGCGAGAGGGGUCUAGGCUCUACCAUCUUGGGCGCUGCCGGUGGUGGCUUCGUCGGUCAUAAGAUGGGAGGUGGCAUGUUGGGUACGGCUGGGGGUGCCUUGGCGGGUGCCGUGGGGAUGAAUGCGGCUACGAAGCACCACAAGAAGCAUAAGAAGCACAAGAAGGAAAAGAAGUACAAGAAGCACAAGAAGAGCGGGUCCAGCUCUAGCUCUAGCUCCAGCUCCAGCGAUAGUGACUAGUUUCGUACCUGGCUUGGUGGAACGCCAGAGUGAAGACGCUGCGAACCCUCUUCGGAAGAACUCCUCACUGCUAGCUUUGAUAUCCUUUUUUAAACAAAGACACUUACUGUGAUGGCAUUCCAGUAGAAUAAGUACCCGAUUAACUCACACGCAUCUCCUGUAUUUCGUAUAAUUAAAUCAGCUACAUGCGGA
Molecule: messenger RNA, 1122 nt
Organism: Aspergillus campestris IBT 28561
Lineage: Eukaryota; Fungi; Ascomycota; Eurotiomycetes; Eurotiales; Aspergillaceae
Product: putative glutamine-serine rich protein MS8
Exons: 4
Coding region: 319-930 (203 amino acids)
Source: RefSeq, a predicted model, not a curated record